GUUGAGAGGAUAAAAAAUGCUUCAGGUUACAGUUAUGCCACCAGGAUCUGGGCACCAAGGGAGAAAGUUCUUCUGAAUGCAGUCAACAGGGUGAAGAGACAGGUGGAGAGUAGUUUUUCUACAGAGAGGCCCUGGGACAAGUUUAUUGAAGAAGGGAAGGACAUACUUAGGGGGCAGGAGUCUAACUUUCACCGACCCAUGAUCAAGAGAGAUCGGCUUUUUUACACAAAACCAGAUGGCUCAGUUAUCCAAGUGGAGCAUCCAAGACCCACAGGAUAUGCAGCCAAAAACUUUAAAGAAGGAUGGACAAAUGUUAGAUACGGUGUUGUUGGAUGUGGGCAGAGAGUUGCACGUGCUGAGCCGCUCCGCAGUGACUUUGCAAAGAUGAACGGAAUCAAGGCGUAUCACCAGGAACAUGAUGCUGUUCUGGAAUCCAUUGAGGGAAACCGCUGUGAGAGUUACAUCAUCAUUUUAGGGAUGUGUGAUUACGAGGAUGGAAGCAAGAAGGAGUGGAUGAGUUACGCAGCGCUGGCAGCCGCCGGCUACAUGAAGUCCCUUCUUCUGCAGCUCUAG
Molecule: messenger RNA, 573 nt
Organism: Candidula unifasciata
Lineage: Eukaryota; Metazoa; Mollusca; Gastropoda; Stylommatophora; Geomitridae
Source: the annotation of a GenBank genome assembly